AUGAGUUCACUGGUUGCGAAGGGACAGGCUUUGGUGCCUAAGCUGUGGACUCCAAAACAGAGUGCAGGUCGCAUUGAUGAAGUCAUCCCGGAGGUUUCUGAAGAUGGAGCUGCAUCAGAGUCCUCUAGUGGAGCAAUUGUCGCUAUCACAUUUGUAUCAGCAAUCAACAGAUCCGUCACUGGAUCACUCGUCGUCAUGGCUGCCAAAGGCCAAGCUGAUUUAUUGGACUGCAUAGACUGGCCAUCGGUGGAGUGCCUGAACGCAAAACCUGGGAAGAAUGUAGAUAAUGCAAUCAAGCAGGGUUAUAGAGAGGACGAUGGCUUGUUUUUAGAAAGCGACGUUGAUGAGCAACUACUGGUCUACGUCCCAUUCAACCAAGUUGUGAAGCUUCAUUCAAUUCUGAUCAAGGGUCCCGAAGAAGAAGGACCCAAAUGCAUAAAGCUCUACUCAAAUAGGCCGAACAUGGGAUUCAGCAAUGUGAGCGACAUACCGCCGAGUGACACCAUCAAUCUUACAGCUGAUCAGGUUCAGGAAGGGAAGGCAACACCCCUGAAAUACGUGAAGUUUCAAAAUGUCAGAAGUCUUACUAUAUUCAUCGAGAGCAACCAGUCGGGUGAUGAUGUGACUAAGGUUCAGAAGCUGGCCAUACUUGGAAGCACUGUUGAGACCACCAACAUGAAAGACCUGAAGAAAAUUGACGACAAACAAGGCUAA
Messenger RNA from Closterium sp. Yama58-4, 714 nucleotides. The record is from the annotation of a GenBank genome assembly. NCBI's taxonomy places the organism in Eukaryota, Viridiplantae, Streptophyta, Zygnematophyceae, Desmidiales, Closteriaceae.